AUGGCUGCAGCAACCGAGACCCACGAAACGUCCGUGCCUGUUGACGAGGGCUUGAAUGAUUCCUUCGGCCGUGUCAACUUGAGCGAACAGGGCGACCUGGAAGGCCCACCCAAGACAGAUGAAGAGUAUGCGCAGGCUAUCCUUACCCUCCGGGCCAUCGUCUCAUCCAAGGAAGCUGGUGUGAUCAUUGGCAAGGCCGGUAAAAAUGUUGCGGAUCUGCGCGAUGAGACUGGUGUCAAGGCUGGGGUCAGCAAAGUCGUUCAGGGUGUCCAUGACCGUGUCCUCACCGUAACUGGCGGUUUGCAGGGGUGUGCUCGAGCCUACUCCAUUGUCGCAAAGGGACUGCUUGAAGGUGCUCCGCAGGUCGGAAUGGGCGGCGUUGUCCAGAAUAACGGAACUCAUCCUAUCCGCCUUUUGAUUUCACACAAUCAGAUGGGCACGAUCAUCGGGCGUCAAGGUCUGAAAAUCAAGCACAUUCAGGAUGCCUCGGGUGUCCGCAUGGUUGCGCAGAAGGAGAUGCUGCCGCAGUCUACUGAGCGAAUUGUGGAGGUCCAAGGCACGCCUGAGGGUAUUGAGAAAGCAAUUUGGGAAAUUGGAAAGUGCCUCAUUGAUGAUUGGCAACGAGGAACGGGAACUGUGCUAUACAACCCUGCUGUCCGCGUCUCUCUUCCAGGAUCUGGAUCGCUCAAUCACGGUGCAGGCGGCACCAACAACUACGGUAGCGGGGGACGCUCUUACAACCGAACUGGCAAUGGUGCGGACUUUAGCGAACCUAGCGGUGGCUACCACCGCCGCGGUAGCGGUGACGGCGCCGGUCGAGGCCUUCCAUUAGUCACUGACGACGGCGAAGAGCUUCAGACACAGAACAUCAGCAUCCCUGCAGAUAUGGUUGGCUGUAUCAUCGGCCGGGGUGGCAGCAAGAUCAGUGAGAUUCGUCGGAGCUCUGGAGCCAGGAUCUCGAUCGCUAAAGCACCUCAUGACGAAACUGGCGAACGCAUGUUUACGAUUAUGGGCAGCGCACAGGCAAACGAAAAGGCCUUGUAUCUUUUGUACGAGAACCUGGAAGCCGAAAAGAUGCGCCGUAGCCAGCAAUCUCCGGAGUAA
Molecule: messenger RNA, 1104 nt
Organism: Talaromyces atroroseus
Lineage: Eukaryota; Fungi; Ascomycota; Eurotiomycetes; Eurotiales; Trichocomaceae
Product: RNA-binding protein rnc1
Exons: 2
Coding region: 1-1104 (367 amino acids)
Biological process (GO): 3'-UTR-mediated mRNA stabilization
Cellular component (GO): cytoplasm; nucleus
Molecular function (GO): mRNA 3'-UTR AU-rich region binding
Source: RefSeq, a predicted model, not a curated record